Molecule: messenger RNA, 960 nt
Organism: Morus notabilis
Lineage: Eukaryota; Viridiplantae; Streptophyta; Magnoliopsida; Rosales; Moraceae
Exons: 2
Coding region: 1-960 (319 amino acids)
Source: RefSeq, a predicted model, not a curated record
AUGGCCAAAUAUGGCAUGGCAGCAGACCGUGGAAGCUCCACUUCAGAAUUUACCUCCAGUCAGGAAACCCCAAUGGCAGGGAUCAAUGGAGGCUCGGACAGCAGUGGAGUUCUGCCAAUCACAAGCCACAAGCUGAACGGGCAUAACUAUUUGCAGUGGUCACAGUCCGUUCUCAUGUUUGUUCGUGGGAAAGGAAAUGAUGACCACCUCACAGGCCUGUCAACUUCACCAGGAGAAAAAGACCCCAAAUACCGGUCUUGGAGGGCUGAGGACAGCAUGGUGAUGUCUUGGCUGAUUAACUCUAUGAUCAAUGAUAUUGGAGAAAAUUUUCUUCUCUAUAGUACUGCCAAAGAAAUUUGGGAUGCUACCAAAGAUACCUACUCCAGCAAAGAAAACACCUCUGAACUAUUUGGUGUGGAAACCAUUCUCCAUGAUCUCCGACAAGGUGAAACCUCUUUAGACUUGUUUGAAGAGUAUACUUGGGAGAGUCCGAGUGAUGGAAAUCGGUAUAGGCAGAUUAUUGAAAAGAAACGAGUGUUUAAGUUUCUAAUGGGACUUAACAAAGAUUUAGAUGAAGUCCGUGGGAGAAUUCUGGGUACAAAGCCACUACCAAGUCUAAGAGAAGCCUUCUCGGAGGUAAGGAGGGAAGAAAGCCGGAAGAAAGUGAUGCUAGGAACACUAAACAAUCAGCCCACAGCCGCAGCCACUGAAGGAUCAGCCCUUGCUGUACGUGGACCACAACUGAACAACACAGAAAACAAGGUGAGAAGAGGAGGCAGACCCCGGUGUGAACAUUGCCGAAAGACAGGCCAUACAAGGGAUACUUGUUGGAAGAUUCACGGGAAACCUACUGAUUGGAAACCCUCACGUUCAACAACUGAAAGCCGUGGCAACAUUGCAUCUUCAGCCAGUGAGAACAACACCUCAGAACCGAUUCUCUUUAGCAAAGAGUGGCUUUAA